AUGCAGCUGGCCUUCUGUCGACUCCGGACUCAUCAGUGGUGUUUCAUCCUUUUCAACGUGGUGCUCUUCCACGUUUUGCUCUUUGGGGCAGACCUCAUGGAGGAGUAUUUCCUGAGAACCUUGCCUGCCCCCUACGCCGACGUGAAGGUCCAGGAAGCCAGGGAGAGAGCGCGGAAGUUAGAUCUGUCCUCCAUGAAGGCCAACAUCUCAAAGGCUUUCACCGUCAGCAGCUCUGAGGUCUGCUCGGGCAAAGAGGUCUUCCUGCUAGUCCUGGUCUUCAGCAAUCCUGAGAACAGCACAAGACGAGACACGAUCCGAGAAACAUGGGCUAAUCUUACACACGUCGGAGGUUACGGCACGCUGGUCUUGUUUGUCUUAGGGAAGCCAUCUUCCGAGGUAACUCAACUGGAGGUCACCAAGGAGUCGGAGACACAUCAGGACCUCAUUCAAGGUGUUUUUCUUGACUCACUGGGGAACCAGACACUGAAGAUUCUCGUGGCCAUGGAAUGGACCCUAACCUUCUGCCCCGCAGCCUGGUUCGUGCUCAAAACAGACGAGGAGAUGUUCGUCAACCUCCCAACUUUGGUUGAGUAUUUGCUGAAUCUAAGGAGCCAUCCCGAAGACCUCUACCUCGGGAGGCUGGUUCACCGAGAGAUGCCCGACAGAGACGCCGGAAGCCACGGCUUCGUCUCGCCGAGCCAAUACCCAGAAAAAUAUUAUCCCGAUUAUUGCAGCGCGUCAGCCUUCGUCCUCUCCCAAGACGUCGUGCGGAAGGUAUACGUCACGUCUAAAGAGGUUCCCCUUUCGUUGCCUCCUGGCGUUUUCGUGGGGAUUUGCGCACAAAAGGCCGGGGUCACCCCCGUACACAGUUCACGAUUUUCUGGGAGAAAACACAUCCAGUAUAACCGGUGCUGUUACAAGUUCAUUUUUACUUCCUCCGUGGCGAGAGGAAGCCAGCUUCUCCAGGAAUGGGAAGAGCUGAGGAACAGCAAAGACUGCUCAUUAUUACAAACUUACUAUGGACUAGUAUCUUGCAGAGUCAUGACAUACCUGGAUGGAUUUAAACACUUCAGCAUCGAUGCCCUUCAGAACGACGCGCUCCGUGUUUCUGAUUAA
This is a messenger RNA of Pogona vitticeps (central bearded dragon), 1116 nucleotides long. NCBI's taxonomy places the organism in Eukaryota, Metazoa, Chordata, Lepidosauria, Squamata, Agamidae. The record is from RefSeq and is a predicted model, not a curated record.